AAGUCGGCUCCCUGGGCUGGUCACAAAAUUUGCAUGGAGAGAAUGAGGCUCCUCCAGGGCUCCCCCCUCUCUCCCUCCCUUCCCCCUCUAGUCAUCCUGGGGCUGAGGUGUGACUGCAGGUGGAAGAAGCAGUCGUCUGUGUGGGGCCAUCUCACCAUUCCUGGAGGUGAUGCCCCGUGCCUUCCUGGUCAGGAGUCAGCGUUCACAGCCACCCAACUGGGGCCACCUGCCUGAUCAGCUCCGGGGAGAUGCCUAUGUCCCAGACUGCAGCAACCAGCAGGGCCCUCCAGCACACCAGUCUUCUGGCUUCGGAGACUCUUGGGUAGCGCCCAUGCAGGGCAGGCUGGCCUCCACUCCCAGGGGCCCGGGGACACUUGGCUGCCCGCUCUGCCCCAAGGCCUUCCCUCUGCAGCGCAUGCUGACACGACACCUCAAGUGCCACAGCCCUGCGCGCCGCCACGUGUGCCACUGUUGUGGCAAGGGCUUUCACGAUGCCUUCGACCUCAAGCGCCACAUGAGGACUCACACCGGGAUCCGGCCAUUCCGCUGUGGAGCUUGCGGGAAAGCAUUUACACAGCGCUGCUCACUUGAAGCUCAUCUUGCCAAGGUGCAUGGGCAGCCGGCCAGCUACGCUUAUCGUGAGCGCCGUGAGAAGCUGCAUGUGUGUGAGGACUGUGGCUUCACCUGCUCGAGGCCGGACGCCUACGUGCAGCACCGCGCCCUACAUCGCGCUGCUUGA
Molecule: messenger RNA, 739 nt
Organism: Zalophus californianus (California sea lion)
Lineage: Eukaryota; Metazoa; Chordata; Mammalia; Carnivora; Otariidae
Gene: OVOL3
Product: ovo like zinc finger 3
Exons: 4
Coding region: 170-739 (189 amino acids)
Biological process (GO): epidermal cell differentiation; regulation of transcription by RNA polymerase II
Cellular component (GO): nucleus
Molecular function (GO): RNA polymerase II cis-regulatory region sequence-specific DNA binding; DNA-binding transcription factor activity, RNA polymerase II-specific
Source: RefSeq, a predicted model, not a curated record